AUGGGCGCUGCUUCGUCCUCUUUGGACACAAAUAGUCCGUCUCCACCUGCAAAGGCGCUCCAUGUGCUUCGUGUUGCACCAGACUCGCCAGCAGACUAUGUGAUUGAGCCGUUCUUUGAUUUCGUGGUCGGCAUUGACAAUGGCAAUCUAUCAUCUACCAAUACUAUGCAGAACAUCGAUGCGGCCACUCUAGGCAAACUCGUGGAACAACAUGAGGGCAAGGAGUUGCCAUUGGUCAUAUGGAGUGCCAAGUAUAGACAAUUUCGAGUUGUACCAGUUACUCCAUCGCGUUCCUGGACAAAAGACGCACCUUCUCUCCUUGGUCUCAGCAUGAGGUUAUGUACACCAGAGUAUGCUCUGGAAAAUGUCUGGCACAUUCUCGAAGUUCUCGAGAAUUCGCCUGCUGAAAGCGCAGGGCUUGUGCCGUACGGAGACUGGAUCAUCGGUUGGAGUGGUGGUGCAUUGUCAGGAGAAAAUGCUUUCUACGAGCUUGUAGAAGCGCAUAUUGACAAGCCGCUGCGAGCAACCGUCUAUUCGUACGACUUUGAUACCAUACGAGAGGUAGUAUUGGUUCCAAAUCGCAAGUGGGGAGGCGAGGGCUUGCUUGGCUGUGGGGUCGGUUACGGACUUCUACAUCGGAUACCUCCCCAGCCAGUCAACUCGGAAGCAAUGGACACGAUCCUCAAGCAGAAUAUACCCUACGACGAACAAGAUCCAUUCGACGAGAAGCGACCGCAUGCCAACGAGUCAACGACUCUCUUCAUACCCGCGGACGACGACAACUUUGAAUUUGGAGGCGUGUCGGGUCAACCAAAGGGAUUUGACGAGGAUACACACCCUUCGGCAUCGUCGGAGAACUUUGAUGAGACACCGGUUGCCCAUUGGCAUGCGGUAAACGACCCACCGAAACGAUCAGACGAGACACACCGCGGGCAUACUGGGGGAUCACACUCUUAUGGAGACCAUCAUGGGCAUUCGCACGAUCACGGACAACACUCCCAUAGCCACGACCACUCGCACUCUCAUUCUCCUUCACCACAGCCUCCAACGAAAGCGAAACCACGGGCUCCAAUGGACCGGAGAAGUGACAGUAUAUCCAGCCUAAAGUCGGAAUCAACUUCGGCGACCACACCACCACCACGUGCGUCGACACCUACCCAAUCCGGCAUUCCAUUGAGCCACUCUCUACGAAACAGCCUCAACGGUAGUUUCAAUGGUAUCGCAAAACCUGAACCAUUAAGAAAACUGGGCUCUCCACCAGCCUCUGCGACAUCGCCACGAGCUCGAAUGCGAGGUGGAAUUGUUCACUCUCCUGCCAACUCUGGACGUGGUACACCGACACGAGUGAAAUCGCCAGAGGCUUCGGCACCACCAGGGAUUCACACUGGUACAAGGCAUGACGAUGACGACGAAGGGAGCGAUAGUACGAGCAGGGUACCAGGAAGUCCUGGUGGGAGCAUCACCAGUGUGGAUUAA
This is a messenger RNA of Serendipita indica DSM 11827, 1476 nucleotides long. Lineage: Eukaryota; Fungi; Basidiomycota; Agaricomycetes; Sebacinales; Serendipitaceae. The record is from the annotation of a GenBank genome assembly.